CGUCUGGGCAGGGGAAAACCUCAGUGACCAUUCGAGGGAAGGUUCGUCCUGCACCCCUCUCCAUGCCUGGCAACUAACGCAACCCACUCGGGGGAGCGGCUCUUCCCCAGCACCGACUUGGAUUUACUGCUUGGGGGGCUGGGGAUCUUUGCUGAUCUACUAUCUCUGUAUUUUUGGACGCUGGACGCCAUGUUGUGGAAACUAGCCGAUAAUGUCAAAUAUGAAGAGGACUGUGAGGACCGGCACGACGGGAGCAGCAAUGGGAACCAGCGGCUCCCCCAACUACCCAGCCGCCGGCAGCACUUGGCCAUUGGGGCCCGUGCUGCCUUCUGCCAGAACGUGGAAGAUCAACACUUACUAAUGCACGACCAGACAGUGAUUAGAAAAGGUCCCAUUUCACUAACAAAAAACAGCUCACUGAGUUUGCCCUGCCAAAAGGACGGCUUAAUUGGAGUGGUGAUAAAUCCCAAUGAAGUGUUUUGCUCUGUGCCGGGGAGACUUUCUCUGUUGAGUUCCACAUCGAAAUAUAAAGUGACAGUAGCAGAGGUUCAAAGACGGCUCUCACCUCCAGAAUGUUUAAAUGCCUCCUUGCUAGGAGGAGUACUCAGAAGAGCCAAAUCUAAAAAUGGUGGCAGAUCAUUAAGGGAAAAACUGGAUAAAAUUGGCUUGAAUCUUCCAGCUGGUAGAAGGAAAGCUGCAAAUGUGACAUUAUUAACAUCUUUGGUAGAAGGUGAAGCUGUGCAUCUUGCUCGUGACUUUGCUUAUGUUUGUGAGACAGAGUUUCCUUCCAAAGCAGUGGCUGAAUAUUUAACCAGACCGCACUUGGGCCGUAAUGAAAUGGCUAACCGGAAAAAUAUGCUUCUUGCUGCAAAGCAGAUAUGUAAGGAAUUCACAGACCUCCUCACUCAGGAUCGAACUCCCCUUGGAAACACUAGACCUAGUCCAAUCUUGGACCCUGGCAUCCAGGGCUGUUUGACUCACUUUAGCCUGAUCACGCAUGGCUUUGGGAGUGCUGCCAUCUGUGCUGCCAUGACAUCCGUCCAAAACUACCUAAACGAAGCAUUAAAAAUAGCAGACAAAACAUAUAUGAACACAACAAAAACAUUGAUAAAAUGGAUAAGCACAGGAAGUAAGAAGGAAACCAGACUUUCAGCCUGUUCUUCCAAAACACAGACUGGGAUCUUCUUGCCUACGAGGCAUGUAGAAAUUUUGUUAGUUUCCUCUUCCUUCCUCUUUUAA
Molecule: messenger RNA, 1239 nt
Organism: Pelodiscus sinensis (Chinese soft-shelled turtle)
Lineage: Eukaryota; Metazoa; Chordata; Testudines; Trionychidae
Source: RefSeq, a predicted model, not a curated record